GCGACGCAGCUGACUGCUCCAAAGCAAAGCCUCUGUUCCUAACCUAAAAGUUCGCCGUAGAGCGCUAAUAUAUAAUUGAUCUAAAGAUGAUAAAAAAACGCUUAAUUUUCUACGGUAUUUCUUUUAGGAUGAUGCUACAACACAAAAUUAUUGUCCAAUUGAGUUUAUGUUUGCAGCCUUGAAGUGAGGUUAUGUUGCUAGUUUGACACGUAAACGAAAAGAUAAGAAAGUGAGAAGUGUCAAAAUAUAUAUUCUUAAUUUUGCCGAAGAAUAAGGAAACAUGGCACGUUAUUUCCGAGAGGAAGAUAUCGAUGAAUUCAGGGAAUGUUUUUAUCUCUUUGCACGAGGUGGACAAAUCCGAACCCUGGAUGAACUGACAAUCAUCAUGAGAUCUUUAGGUCUCAGUCCGACUAUUUCUGAAUUGAACAAGUACUUAAAAGACAAAGCUGGAAAAAUGUCCUUUGCGGAUUUCCUAGAGGUGAUGCACUUUCAAACAAGAGCAGAGGAACUUCCCAAGGAAGUGAUAGAGGCUUUUCGAGCUGCGGAUACUUCCAGAACUGGAACAAUACCUGCCCGUCAAUUGGCACACAUGUUGCUUCGCUGGGGUGAAAAACUCAGCAGCAAAGAAGUGGAACAAAUAUUUCGAGAGGCUAACGUGUCUUCAAAUGGACAUGUUAAUUACGAGGACUUUGUGAAAAUUGCCUGUGCUCCUGUACCUGACUACUAUUGAUGAAAGAGAUUCUUCAUAGAUUACUUCUCAUAAAAAAUACAUACUAAUUAGAGGCGUUUUCUCAGUUGGUGGAAGCGUUUCACGAAUAGUCAUCAGAAAAACUGUCAUCGACAGAAGAGCUGAGAUUCCAAGCGUGACCUUUUCUCCAGACUCCGAUGGCACAUAAAACACUAGUAGAGCUAAAUAAAAAAUAAGAAUCAUU
Belonocnema kinseyi is the source of this 932-nucleotide messenger RNA. RefSeq names its product calmodulin-like protein 4. Gene Ontology annotation, cellular component: myosin II complex. Gene Ontology annotation, molecular function: calcium ion binding. The transcript has 7 exons. Bases 281 to 730 code for a protein of 149 amino acids. The record is from RefSeq and is a predicted model, not a curated record. NCBI's taxonomy places the organism in Eukaryota, Metazoa, Arthropoda, Insecta, Hymenoptera, Cynipidae.